Molecule: messenger RNA, 1344 nt
Organism: Closterium sp. Naga37s-1
Lineage: Eukaryota; Viridiplantae; Streptophyta; Zygnematophyceae; Desmidiales; Closteriaceae
Source: the annotation of a GenBank genome assembly
AUGCCAGGUUUUGUCCAAGGCCAGGGAGCCACAACCGGCACACCAGAGUCUGCGGCGGGUCACUCUGGCCCCACGGCCGUCACUUCUACCUCCUCGCCUGGUCAGCCGGUUGAUGCUGCAUGUAUUACUACAGUCGCAUCGGGGCAGCCAUGCGUCGCUGAGAGUUCUCUUCCACCUGUAGCGGCGCAGCCAGGUGCACCAGCUGGUGCUCUUCCAUCUGCUCCAGGUCAGCCAGGUGCCUCCUCUGGUGCUCGGGCAGCUGGGGUUGGACAGCCAGGUGCAGCAGCGGUUAUGCCAGCAUCGGCUGGAAGUCAGCCAGGUGCUAUUCUUCCAGCUGCGACUGGUCAGGCAUGUGCAGCAGCCGGGAUUCCUACCGCCGCGACAGGUCAGACAGGUGCAGCCGCCUGUGAUCCUACCGUACCGACUGGUCAAACAAGGGCAUCAGCCAGGAUUCAUACCGCCUCCACGGGUUGUACGGGUGCAGCCGCCGGAGUUCCAACAGCAGCCGCGGGUCAACCAGGUGCAGCAGCCAUUGCUCCGACGACAACGCAGGCGCAGCCAGGCUCGACCGCGAGGGAUGCAAUGGCAUAUGCGGGUCAGCAAGGGCCCUCUUCGAGCGCUACACACGACACUGGCUCGGGUGCUGCCAAGAAAACAACAGAUGUGCAUCACCUGUCACCACCAGUCCCUGGUGGUGCAACCGUGCCGCAUCAGGGUUUUGGUGCACCGCCCGCGUCGAGUGUGUGGGCCACUGGACUAGAGACACGGGUUCAAGCUGCCGCGGGGCGGCCUAUGAACGCAGCUGUGGGAGCACAACCACCAUGUGCGGUAGGCUAUGCUCCAUAUGCAGGUGGUGAUCAGCCGGUCCCCGCUACAUCCGCCGUGCCAUCUGGGCCAAUUGGCCAUGCUCUGCAACCUCCGAACGUGCUUUACCUCGGUUCUGGACAGCACCACGCUAACGUGCAACUGCCGUUGUCGUCGCAUCGCCUCCUCGUUCAUGAUUCUGGAGCUUUCCUCGUAGCUGAUGAGGCGCUCGACAAUGUCAGUGGCCUACAUGGACACACAUCCGCCUCUCGUGGUUUGGCUCUAUCGGGCAUGCUCUCUGGUCUCGUGCAGGGGUCGCAAUCGGUACUGCCCUCCCCAGCAGCCUCCACUUCUAUGCCGCCCUCGACCCAAGGAGGCGAGCACGGCGAGGAGGCCGCCUCCAGGGGGUUCACGGGCGUCACAAAAAAGCAGGGCAAGGACGAGUGGAUCGCAAGGAUCGUCCUGGACCGCUCAUCGCAGUCGCUGAUUGUCAUCAACAGCCACUUUGGAUCUGAGGUCGAUGCGGCCAGUGUGGCAUAA